Rhopalosiphum padi (bird cherry-oat aphid) is the source of this 1525-nucleotide messenger RNA. RefSeq lists its product as uncharacterized. Gene Ontology annotation, biological process: positive regulation of voltage-gated potassium channel activity; regulation of synaptic transmission, cholinergic; sleep. The transcript has 3 exons. The record is from RefSeq and is a predicted model, not a curated record. Lineage: Eukaryota; Metazoa; Arthropoda; Insecta; Hemiptera; Aphididae. The coding region runs from base 374 to 925 and encodes 183 amino acids.
UGAAUGUAUCAUUGAAGAAUGAAGUUAAGCUAGCCAGUCGGCGGCCGGCGGUUCAGUUGGUUCAUUAAACUUACCGAACGGCGUUGUAAUAUUAAUAUCGUAUAUAAUAGACAUCGCGUGUGGCGUGUACAAUAAAAUUAAAAUUAUAUCAUACUUGUUCGAGUGUCGGUCGGAGUGUCGUACAUUUAUUAAUAACACCCGCGCGUAAAAGUCGUAUGUACCUGCGUAUAAGUGCUGUGUACAUAGUCAGUGUCAUCGAAUAAUACAAAAAUGCUAUUUUAUUAGCUUUCGUCAACUUUCCACGAUAACCCGCUGGAUACAAUAUAAUAAUAACAUUGAAGUUAAUGAAAAUAAAUUCGAUUUUAGUCGACAAAUGAUGAUCCCUCAUCUAUCAUUCCAGACUAGUUUGAUUUUCGCUACCGCCGUCAUUUACGUAUUGAUUUCCCUGGUGUCCAAUGCUAAUGGUCAAAUAAAUUGCUAUGAGUGUACAGUACAUGCACCAGAACAGUACAUGAACCGAACGGCCAGACUGUGUUCGAAGUUUGAUGGAUCCGAUCAUUACAAAGUACACUGUCCAAAUUCUACAUAUUGCAUGAAAAAAUCGUUUCAACUCGAACUACAGGCCGGAAAAAUCGUAAAAGGAAAUGUGAGGGGGUGUGCGCCGCAAAAAUACGAUUAUCAAGUUUACAAAAACGGGUCGUGGAAAGUCGAGUCAGCCAUCGAAUACGAUUCGUUUAAAAAAGGAUGCUAUUCCGGCAACGAUGACCAACUAAGGACAGCGGAAACGCAGUUCUGCUACUGUGACGAUAACCUUUGCAACAACGCCAAACAGACGACGAACUUUUCCAGUCACACGGAUACGAUUGCCGUGAUCAUCAUUUACAACAUCAUGAGGUUUCUAAAAACCCACACGCAACCGGCGUAACGUAGCUUUCGUAUACAUCGUGCGACGUCUAGAAAUCUUGGUCAACGGUACAAAGACUAAAUUAAUAAUAAAUGAAAAAACAAAAAAUGCUAAAAACAACAUUUAACGCGAGUGUGAAUAUUGGCAUAUUUUGGUUUUUUAAUAUAUUUAUUGGAACGACGUCCAAAAUGUAUACUGUUAUCUUAUCGUUAUAAUAUAAUAAUAAUUUAUCUUUUUUUCGUUCAAAUCUAGAAUUACCUAUACCUAUAUCUAAUGUACCUACUAUAAUAGAGUUAUCAUCGAAUGUACUACGUAUAAGUGUAUAGCGAAAAAAAACUUAUUAAGUUGGUACAAUAUGGUAUUAAAUUUAUCUAUAUUUGAUCAUUGACUAGAAGAAAUAAAAUUAUUAUAACAGAAUAUUAUAACGGAAAUCUACGAUAAAACAAAAUUAUAAGAAUGAUUUAAUUAGUUUUAAACAAGACUUGGCUGUGUUUAUUUGUAUGUUAAGAAUACACGUUAAAUAUGUAAUUUUUUUUUUAUCCUAAUGAUAUAAUACCUCUACUGUACUGUAAAUUGCAAUGUACACUUUAUUCAAUAAAAUAUAAUGUAAUUAACGAAAAA